Molecule: messenger RNA, 1278 nt
Organism: Pseudomassariella vexata
Lineage: Eukaryota; Fungi; Ascomycota; Sordariomycetes; Amphisphaeriales; Pseudomassariaceae
Exons: 1
Coding region: 1-1278 (425 amino acids)
Biological process (GO): glycolipid biosynthetic process
Cellular component (GO): mitochondrion; lipid droplet; plasma membrane
Source: RefSeq, a predicted model, not a curated record
AUGCCGCCGCUUACCCGAGAAUACGACAUCACCGUCCUGGGUGCAACCGGUUGGACAGCCGCCAUUUGCGCCGAGCACAUCACCCGAACCUUCCCCACGACCCUCAAAUGGUGUCUAGCCGGUCGCUCACGAUCCAAAUUGUUAUCCCUUUCAGACCAUCUCCGAGCCCUCAACCCCGACCGUCUUGCGCCAGUCAUCCACACCAUCCCCGAACUGACCGCUGAACAACUCAAUCCCCUGGCGCAGCAAACCAAAAUUCUCAUCAACGGCAUCGGACCCUACCACGCCUACUCGACCCCCGUUGUCGCGGCUUGUGCUAGCAGCGGCACGCAUUACGUCGACUUUAGCACCGAGACGCCUUGGAUUGUCGAUAUGGUGAAAUCAUACGACUCCAUAGCCAAAGGCAGCGGCGCCAUCAUCAUCCCCGCUAUCUCCAACUGCAGCUCACCGUCUGACCUGGUCGCCUGGAUGCUAGCCACAUGGGUCAAGGGGAACCAGCCGCCGGGUGAAACGAUCAACCACGUUCUCUGUUCCGGCAGGCUCACCAUGCUGGGCAUGCAGGGCGGUUCAUUGAUGACCCUGCUCGGCGUGGCUGAAAAAUACGGUAUUGGACAGUAUAAUUCAGGCGAUGCUUGGGCCAUGUCUUCACAACAAAGGCCUCAGAAGCACGUUUCCUGGCCGAGUCAACGACUCACCGGCUAUCUUUACGACGAUACCCUCGGACACCUCACCACGUCCAUCGUCGCCGGCUCCAACGAAGCAGUGGUUCAGCGUUCGGCUGGACUGAAGCCUGAUCUCUACGGUCCCGACUUCACCUUCCGGGAGUACCAGCCGGCAUCGGGGAUGAUGGGCGCCAUUCUGGUACACAUUCUUACCAAACUCGGGAUCCUGCUCCUAGCUACUCCAUGGUUUCGAGCAUUCCUCCGCUGGUUCUCCUACGAGCCCGGAUCUGGUCCCGAUCGCGAGACGAGUAGAAAGAAAGAGCGCAUGGACUUCAGCGCAAUAGGUUUCUUGAAAGGGCAUCGGAAACCGGUGGCAGCGGCUCGAUUUACUUACAACGGUGCUCUAGUGGAUAUCAGUGCCAUUCUUGCGGUUGAGGCCGCAGGCACCUUGCUCGAGUUGAACUUGGAUAGUAAUUCAUCGCCACUGAGACCCCGCGGGAUGUGCACGCCCUCAACCCUUGGGAUGCCUUUCGUCGAGAGACUGAGACAGGUAGGAGUUGAGAUACUGGUUGAGCCUAUAUUUCCAACUGUCAAUGCAGAGAGGUGGACUACGUAA